Messenger RNA from Vigna umbellata (rice bean), 1836 nucleotides. Its product is annotated as cytochrome P450 71D11-like. The record is from RefSeq and is a predicted model, not a curated record. Gene Ontology annotation, molecular function: heme binding; iron ion binding; monooxygenase activity. Lineage: Eukaryota; Viridiplantae; Streptophyta; Magnoliopsida; Fabales; Fabaceae.
GCACCCAAAGUUGCUUUUCUGCAUCACAUAAACCACUAUGUAAGAAGAGACAAGAAGCAAAGCAAUCACAAUCCUCAACAUUCUCAGAACUUUGGAACUCCUUUUUCUCACAAUGGAGUCUCAACCACUUCACAUGUUUGGCCUUGCAAUAUCCUUUUUCCUCUUCAUGAUUCUGGCACUCAAAAUAGGGACCAAUCUCAAGAAAACUGAGUCAUCUCAAAAAAUACCACCGGGACCAUGGAAGCUACCUGUCAUAGGAAACAUACACAAUCUUCUUUCAUCUGCACCACACAGAAAAUUAAGAGACUUAGCCAAAAUAUAUGGUCCCUUGAUGCAUCUCCAACUUGGGGAGGUCUUCACAAUCAUUGUUUCCUCACCAGAAUAUGCCAAGGAGAUCAUGAAAACCCAUGAUCUCAUCUUUGCAUCAAGGCCUACAAUUCUAGCUUCUGAUAUAAUGGCUUAUGAGUCCACUGAUAUUAUGUUUUCACCUUAUGGAAAAUAUUGGAGACAGCUGAGAAAAAUAUGCACAGUGGAGCUUUUCACUCACAAGCGUGUCAACUCAUUCAAUCCAAUAAGAGAAGAAGAACUCACCAAUCUUGUCAAAAUGAUAGAUUCACAUAAAGGGUCACCCUUCAAUCUCACCGAGGCACUACUUUCAUCAGUGUAUAACAUCAUUUCAAGAGCUGCGUUUGGCAUGAAAUGCAAAGACCAAGAAGAGUUCAUAUCAUUGAUAAACGAAGCCAUGACAGUUGGAUCAGGUUUUAACAUAGGAGAUCUGUUUCCUUCUGCUAAAUGGCUUCAACUUUUGAGUGGUCUGAGGCCUAAGAUUGAGAGGUUGCAUCAACAACUUGAUCACAUACUAGAAGGUAUCAUCAAUAAACACAAGGAGGCAAAGUCAAAAGCCAGAGAAGGCCAUGGUGAAGCACAGGAAGAUUUGGUAGAUGUUCUGCUAAAAUUCCAGGAUGAUAAUGAUAGCAACCAGGAUAUUUACUUAACUAACAGCAAUAUCAAGGCUAUAAUCCUGGACAUCUUUGCUGCUGGAGGUGAGACUUCUGCAACUACGAUAAAUUGGGCAAUGGCUGAGAUAAUAAGGGAUCCACGAGUAAUGAAGAAAGCACAAGCUGAGGUGAGAGAGGUAUUCAAAAUGAAAGGAAGGGUUGAAGGAACUUCCAUGAAUGAACUCAUGUAUUUGAAAUCAAUUGUGAAAGAGACCCUGAGGUUACACCCUCCAACUCCUCUUUUACUUCCAAGAAAAUGUGGACAGACAUGUGAGAUUAAUGGAUAUCAUAUACCAGUAGAAAGUAAGGUAAUUGUGAAUGCUUGGGCAAUUGGAAGAGAUCCAAACUACUGGACUGAAGCUGAUAGGUUUUAUCCAGAGAGAUUCAUUGAUAACUCUAUUGACUAUAAUGGGACAAAUUUUGAGUACAUUCCAUUUGGUGCUGGAAGAAGAAUAUGCCCAGGCAGCACCUUUGGUUUAGUCAAUAUUGAGGUUGCCCUUGCAUUUUUGCUGUAUCACUUUGAUUGGAAGCUUCCAAAGGGAAUGAAAAAUGAGGACCUGGACCUCACUGAACAAUUUGGAGCAACUGUUAGAAGAAAAGAAGAUCUAUACUUGAUACCAGUCACUUUCCAUCCUUUGCUGGGAAAUGGUGCAGACUGCAGAGUAGGGAAAAAUCAGUUCCAGGAUUAAAAGUACUGAAGUUGAUGGCACAUAUUCAAUCUGAUGCAGAAACUGUUCAUAUUCUGUAAUGAACUUAUCAUGUAAAACGUAUCUUAACUUUCAUCAUCAGAUGCCUCAAUCGCACUAUUCCAAUGGAAAUUUUUGCUUUAUUUCAAAUA